This is a messenger RNA of Cervus elaphus (red deer), 897 nucleotides long. It is a transcript of the gene NCR3, whose product is annotated as natural cytotoxicity triggering receptor 3. The transcript is spliced from 5 exons. The coding region runs from base 285 to 827 and encodes 180 amino acids. The record is from RefSeq and is a predicted model, not a curated record. Gene Ontology annotation, biological process: natural killer cell activation; immune response-activating cell surface receptor signaling pathway; positive regulation of natural killer cell mediated cytotoxicity. Lineage: Eukaryota; Metazoa; Chordata; Mammalia; Artiodactyla; Cervidae.
CAGAAAAGCUCUUGGAGGCUUAUUCUUGGUAAAGGGUUAGUUUUCUUGAACCUCAGAAGAUGGGGGAACCACAUCCUGAUCUCACCCGUCCACCCACCCACCUAAGCAUUACCAGCCAUCUAAGCCACACCCUUCCCCUCAAACACUUAUGCAACUGGCCCCCACUCCGCUCCCUCCUCCUAGCAACGCAGAUAUCACCGUCCGCAGCAUCCUCUUUCCUCAGGGAGGGAUGCAUUUGAUGCCCGAGGUCCCAGGGAGUUAAGGUCCUUGGAACACCCUCUGACAUGGCCCGGUUGCUGUUGUUCAUCUUUAUCACCAUCCAUCCAGGAUCUUGUGUCCUCUGGGUGUCCCAGCCCCCUGAAAUCCGUACCCAGGAGGGGUCCCCCGCCAUCCUGCCCUGUUCCUUCAAUGCCAGCCAAGGGAGUAUGGCCAUUGGUUCUGUCACAUGGUACCGGGACAAAGUGGCCCCAGGGAUGGAAGUGAGGAAUGAGACCGCAGAGUUCCAGGGCCGCCUGGCCCCUCUCCCCUCUUCCCGCUUCCUCUAUGACCACCAGGCUGAGCUGCACAUCCGAGACACCCGAGGCCGUGACGCCGGAGUCUACGUGUGCAGGGUGGAAGUGCUGGGCCUGGGUGUCGGCACAGGGAAUGGGACCCUGCUGGUGGUGGAGGAAGGACCUCCUCAGCUAGCGGCUGGCACAGUCCUCCUCCUUCGGGCUGGAUUCUAUGCCUUCAGCUUUCUCUCGGUGGCUAUGGGCAGCAGCAUGUAUUACCAGGGCAAAUACCACUGUCACAAGGAAACACCCUGUCACUCCUUGGAUGGCCUCUGAUGAGUUAUUCCAGACCCCAGUGAUCCCAAGUUCUUCAAGAGACUCUAAUAAAUUCCUUUCUACCACACCG